This is a messenger RNA of Larimichthys crocea (large yellow croaker), 2639 nucleotides long. RefSeq names its product plastin-1. The transcript has 17 exons. Gene Ontology annotation, biological process: actin filament bundle assembly; actin filament network formation. Bases 391 to 2298 code for a protein of 635 amino acids. Lineage: Eukaryota; Metazoa; Chordata; Actinopteri; Sciaenidae. The record is from RefSeq and is a predicted model, not a curated record. Gene Ontology annotation, cellular component: actin filament bundle; actin filament; cytoplasm. Gene Ontology annotation, molecular function: actin filament binding; calcium ion binding.
CAGGGAUAAGUUGAAAGGAGGGGCUGGGAGAGGAGAAGAAGGAAGGAAAGGUGCCCAAAACUGAUUCUGAGUCUGCAGCAAGCUGAUUUUCUACUUUGGACUGGCCCCGCUCUGGACUCUAAGUCCUUCAGCCUGCCUGGGACUGAAUGGUCCAGGCAGACCAAAGGUCCACUCCUGGGUGACUCCUCCUAGAGAGAGAUAACCAGCUGUUCAGCCUCUCCAGGAUCCAGCUUCCGCUCUGCCCCGCGGUCUGAAUCCUCGCAGAGCUCUGGAAGACUCGACUCCUGUAGCCAGUCCAGAGGGAUCUACACCGAGAGGCUUAGAAGUAUAAGCCAGGGCUGACAAGGAGACACACAGACUCUUAUGAAGGUACAAUAAGCAGAAGCUACCAUGGAGAAUCACAUCACGCAGAUUUCCAGAGAGGAUCUGGAUGAUCUCCGAGAUGCCUUUAAUAAAAUUGAUAUUGAUAACAGCGGCUACGUAAGUGACUUUGAGCUCCAGGAGCUGUUCAGGGAGGCGAGUUUCUCUCUGCCGGGGUACAAGGUGCGACAGAUCAUGGAGACCUUCAUCGCCGGGGACACCAACAAAGACGAGAAGAUCAGCUUUGAGGAAUUUGUCGGUAUCUAUCAGGAGCUGAAGAGUAAGGAGUUCAGCGAGACGUUUAAGAAAACCAUCACAAGGAAAGAUGGCAUCCGCUCCUUCGGAGGAAUGUCAGGGAACUCCAGCGAGGGAACGCAGCAUUCCUAUUCAGUUGAGGAGAAAGUGGCAUUUGUCAACUGGAUUAACAAAGCCUUGGCGAAAGAUCCAGACUGCCAACAUCUGCUUCCCAUGAACCCAGACGAUGACAGCCUCUUCCGCUCUGUCCGUGAUGGCAUCCUGUUAUGCAAAAUGAUCAACCUGUCUCAGCCUGACACGAUUGACGAAAGAGUCAUCAACACUAAGAAACUUGCCACCUUCAAAAUGACAGAGAAUCUGGUCCUGGCUCUGAACUCCGCCUCAGCAAUCGGGUGCAUGGUGGUGAGCAUUGAUGCCCAUGAUCUGAUGGCCGGGAAACCUCAUCUGGUCCUGGGACUGUUCUGGCAGAUUAUCAAGGUUGGCCUCUUUGCUGAUAUAGAAAUCAGCAGGAACGAAGGUCUGAUUGCCCUUUUGGAGGAAGGGGAAGAGCUGGAACAUCUGAUGUCUCUCUCCCCAGAGGAGCUGCUGCUCCGUUGGGUCAACUUCCACCUACGCAAUGCAGGAACGGAGACCAUCAACAACUUCAGUGAAGAUAUUAAGGACUCGCGAGCCUACUUCUACCUGUUGGACCAGGUCGCUCUCCAAGAAGAGGACAACUUCAAAAUGAAAGUCAAAAUUGAUAUCAGCGGCCUCAGUGAGCCUGAUUUGAACCAAAGGGCCGAGCUAAUGCUGCAACAGGCGGCCCUGUUGGACUGCAGACAGUUUGUUUCUCCUCACGACGUCACGUCCGGAAACAGCAAACUUAACUUGGCUUUCGUAGCAAACCUGUUUAACAUGCACCCUCUGCAGAAGUCUCACAUCAGCGACAUGUACGCCUCACACAUAGAGGCCGAGACCAGAGAAGAGAGAACUUUCCGAAACUGGAUGAACUCUCUGGGCGUCUCUCCAAAUGUCAAUCACCUGUAUUGGGACCUGUGUGAUGGUUUGGUGAUCAUGCAGCUUUUUGAGAAGAUUAAUGUGCCGGUGAACUGGAAGAAGGUCAACAAGCGGCCUUAUCCACCUCUGGGGGCCAAUAUGAAGAAGCUGGAGAACUGUAACUACGCUGUGGAGCUGGGUAGGGAUGUCGCUCACUUCUCUCUGGUCGGCAUCGGAGGACAAAACUUGAACGAGGGCAGUUCUAUGCACACCCUGGCGCUGGUCUGGCAGCUGAUGAGGAGGUACACAGUGCAGGUUUUGUCAGAUCUGGGUGAUGGAGAGAAGGUUGGAGAUAAUAUCAUCCUCGCCUGGAUCAACACCACCUUGGGCCCAAAAAACAAGCAUGCACAUAUCAGCAGCUUCAAGGACAAACUGAUCAGCACCAGCCUGCCAGUGAUUGAGCUGAUCGACGUCAUUGCUCCCGGUACCGUCAAGUGGGACAUGGUGCGGAAACAAGAAAGGGGAAUGAUGCACAAUGACGAUAAACUCAACAACGCCAAGUACGCGGUCUCAUUGGCUCGUAAGAUCGGAGCUCGUGUCUACGCACUGCCUGACGAUUUGGUGGAAGUGAAUCCAAAGAUGGUGAUGACGCUGUUCGCCUGCCUCAUGGGCCACAGUUUGAACAAGGCCACGAUGAAAAAGACAUAAACAAACCACCGAGAUACAUUUUCCUUCUUCACGCUUUCUAUCUUUUGUCUCGUCACUGUACUUUCUUCUCUUUGACCUUUAACCAAGAAGCCUGCCUAAAGUGGAAAAUGAUUUCUCAUCAGCAAAGCCGCUGAAUGUGUUUUGUUAUCUGUGAUUUUAGAGAACAAGCUCCUAAUUGUUCUUUGCUGUAUUAUUAUAUUUAAUAGGAUAUUGCAUCUAUUUACUUCUUCUGUGAUAUGACCACAAAUGGAGGUACAGCAGAAGGAAAAGCAGAAUCAUAAAGUCUGUAAAUGUUGUGUGUUGAAUAUUGCUCUUUAAUUAUUAAAGGUAAUCUACUAAAU